Molecule: messenger RNA, 682 nt
Organism: Terrapene triunguis (Three-toed box turtle)
Lineage: Eukaryota; Metazoa; Chordata; Testudines; Emydidae
Gene: DNAJC2
Product: DnaJ heat shock protein family (Hsp40) member C2
Exons: 5
Coding region: 113-682 (189 amino acids)
Biological process (GO): 'de novo' cotranslational protein folding; regulation of translational fidelity
Cellular component (GO): cytosol
Molecular function (GO): ribosome binding; Hsp70 protein binding
Source: RefSeq, a predicted model, not a curated record
GUGGUUGCCGGGUGUCUCUCCAUGCGCCGGCUCCUGGCAACUGGCGAGAGGGAGCGAGCGAGUUCGGAGCCUCCGGCCCGGGCGCAGCUGGGAGCACCCCCCGGCCGCCAGGAUGCUGAGGGGGGCAGAGGAAGGGCAGGUCACCGCGGUCACCAGAGCCCUGUCAGCGGCUUCUGUGCUUUGUCAAGUUGAACCUGUGGGAAGAUGGUUUGAAGCAUUUAUUAAGAGGAGAAACAUAAAUGUUUCUGCCUCUUUCCAAGAACUGGAGGAUGAGAAAGAGCUCUCGGAAGAGUCAGGGGAUGAAGAAUUGCAGCUUGAGGAAUUUCCUAUGUUAAAAACACUUGAUCCAAAGGACUGGAAGAAUCAAGAUCACUAUGCAGUUCUUGGACUGGGACACAUAAGAUACAGGGCCGCUCAGAAACAAAUCAAAGCAGCCCAUAAAGCCAUGGUUUUGAAACAUCAUCCAGACAAGCGAAAAGCUGCAGGGGAGCAGAUAGGUGAAGGUGACAAUGACUAUUUUACCUGUAUAACUAAAGCUUAUGAAAUUUUGUCUGAUCCUGUGAAGAGACGAGCAUUUAACAGCAUAGAUCCUACUUUUGAUAACUCUGUACCUUCUAAAAGUGAAGCAAAGGAAAAUUUCUUUGAAGUUUUUUCACCAGUUUUUGAAAGGAAUGCCAGGUGA